This is a messenger RNA of Talpa occidentalis (Iberian mole), 5555 nucleotides long. Its product is annotated as serine/threonine-protein kinase Nek10-like. Gene Ontology annotation, biological process: protein phosphorylation. The record is from RefSeq and is a predicted model, not a curated record. NCBI's taxonomy places the organism in Eukaryota, Metazoa, Chordata, Mammalia, Eulipotyphla, Talpidae. The transcript is spliced from 17 exons. Bases 1 to 1563 code for a protein of 520 amino acids. Gene Ontology annotation, molecular function: protein kinase activity; ATP binding.
AUGCAGUCUCAGGAGAGCCCCGAGGUGCUGAAGAGUGAGCCUUAUGGAGAGAAGGCGGACGUCUGGGCUGCUGGCUGCAUCCUCUAUCAGAUGGCCACGCUGAACCCACCCUUCUACAGCACCAACAUGCUCUCCCUGGCCACAAAAAUAGUGGAGGCGGUCUAUGAACCAGUGCCAGAAGGCAUCUACUCCGAGAAAGUGACAGAUACCAUCAGCAGGUGCCUGACUCCUGAUGCAGAAGCCCGGCCAGAUAUUGUAGAAGUCAGCUCCAUGAUAUCGGAUGUCAUGAUGAAGUAUUUAGACAGCUUGUCUACAUCCCAGCUGGCCUUGGAGAAAAAGCUGGAACGGGAACGAAGGCGCACACAGAGGUAUUUUAUGGAAGCCAAUCGGAACGCUGUCACAUGUCACCAUGAGCUGGCUCUGCUAUCACAUGAGACCUUUGAGAAGGCAAGCUUGAGUAGUAGCAGCAGUGGCGCUGCCAGCUUGAAGAGCGAACUCUCAGAAAGUGCAGAGCUGCCUCCGGAAGGCUUCCAGGCCCCCUGUGGUAAGGACGAAGACAGGGCCUGUGAGGAAAUCCUGUCGGAUGAUAACUUCAACCUGGAAAACAUUGAGAAAGAUAUAUAUUCAGAGCUGGAUGACGAAUUGGACAUUUCAGAUAACUGCAGCAGCUCCAGUUCAAGCCCUCUGAAAGAGUCAACUUUCACACCCUUUCUUUGGAAAAAGACCCUUAAACAAACCUGUCAAGGAACUACUAAUUUGCACCAUUACAUUUUAACUGAUGUUUUCAGAAGUGAAGACAGCCUUUGUAGUACAUACACCGGCAUUUUAAAGAGAAGUUUUAGUGCUUCGGGAGGAGAACGACAAUCCCAAACAAGAGACUUCACUGGUGGAAUAGGCUCAAGACCACGACCAGCUUUGCUGCCUCUUGACCUGCUUCUGAAAGCGCCACCCCUCAAACUCAGGGUCCACGUUAAGGAGGUAGAGGCCGAGUUAGUGCCGGGGUGGCGGUCCCACAGCCUUCCUGCUGUGAUCCUCCGCGAUCUCAAAGAUCAUGGGCCACAGAUGAGCACAUUCUUGUGGCAAGCAUCUGCAGGGAUUGCUGUGUCCCAGCGGAAAGUACGUCAGAUCAGUGAUCCUAUUCAGCAGAUUCUAAUUCAGCUGCACAAAAUCAUCUACAUCACACAGCUUCCUCCAGCUUUGCACCACAAUUUAAAAAGAAGGGUUAUAGAGAGAUUCAAGAAGUCCCUCUUCAGUCAGCAGAGUAAUCCUUGUAAUCUGAAAUCUGAAAUUAAAAAGUUGUCUCAAGGAUCUCCAGAACCGAUCGAGCCCAACUUUUUCACAGCAGAUUACCAUUCACUACAUCACUCAGCAGGUGGAAACAGCCUGUCCCUAAGUGACCCAUCAGGCCUACCCACCAGUUUUGAUUUGGAGGAGGGAAUCACAUAUGAACAGAUGCAGACUGUGAUUGAAGAAGUCCUAGAGGAAAGUGGUUAUUACAAUUUUACUUCUAACAGGUACCACUCCUACCCAUGGGGGGCCAAGAAUCACCCGACCAAAAGAUGAACAUGCUGCGUUUUGAAUGGACUUGGUUUUCCCAGUGAAGUUCAAGUCUGGACUUCAGCCAGCGAUGCCCAAGGAUUGGGCGCUGCUAGAAGAGUGUGGAAGAGAAAAGACCAUGAUGCCACUGUGCCCACAGGACCUCUCUCUGGAGACCUGGUGUCCGGCUCCCUGACAACUGCAUUGCUUGGCAGCUCCAUUCCCAGGUGGCAUUACCCACAGGGUGACGGGGCUCUCAAUGUGCUCCUGGAAGAAAAUGCUGCAGAAUUCAUCUGGAGAAGAAAACCCAUUUCACAGACCUUUCCUCCAAGUUAAAAAAAAAAAGAACAAGCACCUUGUCAUAUUUUUCAAAGGAAUAUUUUAUACUUAGUUUGCUGAAACUGUGUUUAAAGACAGCCAGCCUUCCAUGUAAAUAUUCCAUGUAAAUAGUUAUAAAGAAAAUUAUAGGAACUGGAAUAAUAAUAUAUUGGGUAAUUCAUUGUAUUCCCCAAGUUUUUUUUUUUAAUCUUAAAAGUAAUUCAAAAUAUGUGGUUGAAAUGUUUUGGUUUGUUUUAAUGAAAGGAUUGGUUCCAUCUUAACCACUUGGGUGCUAGUGGGCUUGAACCAUGAUCCAGUGUAGACAGUAUUUGUAACCUUGCACAGACUCUGGGAAUAGCUGUCAAAUGGUCAGAUUUAGGUUAGACUGAUAUGAUAUAUUGAUGUACAGUGUAUAUAUAUGUGUAUAUAUAAGUACAUAGAUAUAUGAGGGAGCAAUGAGGUUUUGAUUAGGCUAAGGCUUUGCUGCUAAUCAAACUUAUAGUGUUUUUAGAGCACCUUGAAGAGUUUAUAGAAUCUAUGAAAGAUGCAAUAUUCCUUAACUUAAGACCCUCCUUACUAAAAUGACCUAUAUUGCUUCAAAAUUUUUAUUGUUUGGGAAUUGGAAAUGAAAAUAAGCUACAUAAUAAAAUAUGACAUCCUUCUUUAGUCACUGAAAUGUCCUUAAAAAAAAAAAAAAGGAAAAUCAGAUGCCAUCUCCAUCUCCUAUGGAUGGAAAAUUUAUGAUGUCAAUUUUCUAGAUUCUUAAAUGGCUAAAAUCUGUUUAAUUGAUUUCUUAUCACCGGGAUGAUAUCAGGAAAUUCCCUUAUUGCCAAAUCAGACUGCAUUUCUAACUACUUAAAGAACAUCUAGUUCUAUAUAAUUAGUAAUCUGAAAGCUGAAAGUAUGCUUUUUAUUUGCAUCUCACUAAGUCCUGUUAUCUUUAUUUACAUUAGAAUAUUUUUAACAUGAUUGAAUAAAAUUUAAUUCAAUGUAUUUACAGUGGGUGAAACACUAACUUUUUGAAUGGUAUGGAAAAAAAUCUCAUUGUGAAUCCAUACUAUUUCUGCAAUUGGUAUGUUUAAUAUUUAAAUGAUAUUCAAAUUCCCUUGAACUAAUGCCUUUUAGUCUUUGAAGAUUGCCAAUGCAUCUUUGUUUUUAAGCCAAAUUAAUGAUGACAAAUAGACUGUAAUUUUAAAAAACAGAUGCAAACACAGUAAUGAAAAUUUUUAGUUUCAGCUUUCAAACCAAUUCCAUCCAUUUGUGAUGUUUACAUGUGAAAUCAAAAUGGUUGUGAUUUUGUUGAUUUACACAGGCAAAAUUCUAUUCCCAUUCCCAACUGAAUUUGAAUCUGCACUACUAUGUUUAUAUCUUUUCAUCUGUGGGAUGAGCACUUUUCCUCAUUAUGUAGAAGGCACAGGCCCAGAGGAGCACACACUUUAAUUGAGAUAAAGCCAUGGGGUGAAAGUUAGAACAAUCAAGUUCUUUCUCAAAUGGCAACAUAUAGCAAAUAAAGUUUAGAAAAGAAUAAUAUUCAGAGAGCACACCUUAGUGAGAAAAGAAAAAUAAUUUGUUGGAAGGUGCUUUCCAAUGCGGGCAGUUGAUCUUAUUGACCAGAAUGGAAACAAAAUGUUUUUAGCUAACUCCUGAGGAGCAAAUAAAUGACAUUAUUGUUCUGGAAGUCAGUAAGAAUUAGCAAAAGUAAGCAAAAGGUUGUCCUUUUCAACAGCACCUGUAGACCCAUUAACUCUGCUGGUAGAUGCAUUCUUUUGCCAAAAUAAUGAAUGUGCUCUACUUGAAAUCUCCCUUAAGCCACCAAUGCAAAUGUUCUUCCAGUGCAAAGCCACCCUCUAAGGGAAGUUAGGCACCAGCCAGGUGCUAUUUUGUUCAUGCAGUCACAUCCCAACAGUGAAGUUAACUUUUCCAAAGCCCUCAGUUUCAGGCUUUCAAAAAAGGGAAUGCUUCCUUCAUAAUAAAACAAAAAUGAUCAUUUUGUUUGGGCUAUUUGAACUGUCUUUUAGUGCAAAGAAGUUGUUACUUGAACUUUAUUGGCCUCAUAAUCUUUUCUUAUUUGCAUUUUAAAGCUUUCUCUUUCUCCCCUUUUUUUUCUGUAUAAUUAUAAAUUAUUUGUUGUGCAAAGAUCCUUGUGAAUUCAUCUACUUCUCAGUCACUGGAUAUUUGUAUGGGACAGAAUGUAAAUUAGUCUCUUCAGAUCACUUUUGAUACAUAAAUACUUCAGUUAAUUAUGUUUUGAUCUACCAACUCUAUCUGCAUAUAUCUACUUGAAACUUUAAUUUGCUUUUUUAAAAGCAAGAUGUUCCAUUCUCAGGGAAGUGACUGCAGGAGACGUGUGCUUACUGGUUGUUAGCUUUGUCUUCUUCCAAACGUGUGAUAUUUAAUUGAAGUUCUUUGGAGAAUAGUAACAUGGACAGUAGACCCAGGGCUCGUGGAUAAAUUUCAGAAACCUCCCAGAGAAAUGCUGCUGGUGUUUGUGUGGUUCUGUCAGUGUGCAUGGGUUAUUUUGGCAUUUUAAAGUAAGAAGCACUGUUAUGAAGUUUACACGAUGAUGGACAUGGUUAGGCGUUAAGGUCUUCCUACAAGUGCCGUCUAUGACUCAUUAAAUACUAUGAAUUUUGUUCAAAAACAAAUACACGACUGGUUGAUUAUGUGCAAUUCCAACAAUAUUAUCAAUUAAUCAUAAAUUAGCAUGCAAGAUCAUGAUAGCAAUAGCAUUGUUUAAUCCAUUCUAUCAGUAUUAAUAUGCAUAGUAUGCACAUCCCCCUAUUUAAUUUACUGAAUUGCAAAAUAUGUUUGUUGCUAUUUCUCUUGUUGGGGAUGGUAAAUAUGCUGGAUUCCUUUAGAAAUGGCUUCAGCUUCUAUCUGAAGGUGGGAAAAACUUCUUUUCAAGCUGCUUUCAUGGUUUGUUUUUUAGUUUUCUUAUGGUGUAUAUUCAUGAGCACAAAAUUCAACUAGAAAGGUAAGGUAAAAGGAAGCAGGGCAGGACAGCUCUUCAACAGCCUGGAGAUGGAGCUAUGAAGCUCCUUAGCAAGGGAGGCUCAGUGCUUGCCUAUAAAGACCUUGGUUUUGGGGGAGGAAAUCCCACCAAGGCAAAAGUCUUCAUGCUCUAUAACUAAAUGUGAUCAUAAUAUGUGUUUUAUAUAAACCUUUAUGAUAUCUUUCCGAUUGUAUCCUUUGAUGGAAAUGUUCUAGUUUUGGAGAGAUUAUUUUUUCAAUUGAAAUAUGUUGCUAACAGUAUGCUUCCCCCGGAAUGCUGUUUUUCAUAUUGAUUGGAAGAUACAAUGUCUCAGGGAAACUACUUUGUGACAAAGAAAUGCUUAUGUGUAUCAUUACAGUUAAAUUGCAUAUUGCAAAUAUGACUGUUCGGUUUGAUUAUGUUCCUGCUGUGAUAUUUUGAGAUUUUCAAGAGAGACAGGAGAAAUUUUAUGAUUUAGGGGUGACUGAUAGAUACUGCAAUUUAUACAUUCACUGGGUCCAAUGCAAAUAGUAGUUUUUAAAAAUGAAGACCAUACACCCUAAAAUCAUAACAUCAUUCUUGCUGUGUGAGGUAUGCUAUUUUUUAAACUACUUAUAUGCAGCAAUUACCUAAUCAUAUCAAAAUUUAAGUACAGUUAUUGCUUUUGUUCUAAGAGUAAAUGAAGUCUAUUUUCUAUUGAAAGCUGAAGAUUAUUUUCUAAACUUGACAA